Thalassophryne amazonica is the source of this 2902-nucleotide messenger RNA. RefSeq names its product dynamin-3-like. The transcript is spliced from 20 exons. Bases 231 to 2675 code for a protein of 814 amino acids. NCBI's taxonomy places the organism in Eukaryota, Metazoa, Chordata, Actinopteri, Batrachoidiformes, Batrachoididae. The record is from RefSeq and is a predicted model, not a curated record. Gene Ontology annotation, molecular function: microtubule binding; GTPase activity; GTP binding. Gene Ontology annotation, cellular component: membrane; microtubule; cytoplasm.
AAACGAUUUGUGAGGUAAAACAACGCUGAGAAAAAGUUCUUUCUCUCUCUCCCUUCUUGUGGUUUUCUUCUUUUAACAGCAACAAGACCUUACAGUAGUUCCCGUUACAGUUCCGUGAGUAACGGUAACGCGCGCUGGAGAAAUGUGGCCGUGAGAUUUGGCGCCUUUUUAAACGCGCACUUUCUUUGCGGUGCAGCCUUAUUUUGCGCACGUUGCGCCGCGUCACCGCGAUGGAGGAGCUGAUUCCGCUGGUGGCGCGCGUGCGGGACGCCGUGCACGGCGCGGGUCAGCGCUGCAGCCUCCACCUGCCGCACGUCGCUGUGGUGGGCAGCCAGAGCGCAGGGAAGAGCUCCGUGCUGGAAAACCUCGUGGGCAGAGACUUUCUUCCUCGCGGUUCUGGUAUUGUCACUCGCAGACCUUUAAUCCUCCAACUUCUUACUGCGAACACUGAGUAUGGUGUGUUUUUCCACUGCAAGGGAAAAAGGUUCAGAGACUUUGAAGAGAUCUGCAAGGAGAUUGAAAAGGAGACAUACAGACUUAAUGGAUCCAAUAAGGGAAUCUCGCCCAUCCCUAUCAAGCUACGAAUUUACUCGCCACACGUGUUGAACCUGACUCUCAUCGACUUACCUGGCAUCAUCAAGGUGCCUGUGGGUGACCAGCCAUCAGAUAUCGAGUACCAGGUGCGCAACAUGAUCAUGCAGUACAUUAGUAAGGAAAACUGCCUCAUCCUGGCUGUCACACCAGCCAACACUGACCUGGCAAAUUCCGACGCACUCAAAAUGGCCAAAGAUGUUGACCCGCAAGGUCAGCGCACAAUUGGUGUAAUUACCAAACUGGACUUGAUGGAUAAAGGAACAAAUGCCAUGGACGUACUAGAGAACAGAUUACUUCCUCUACAGAAAGGUUAUGUUGGGGUGGUGAACCGCAGUCAGAAGGACAUUGAUGGGAAAAAGGAUAUUAAGGCAGCUCUGCUGUCUGAGAAGAAUUUUUUCCUGUCCCAUCCGGCCUACAGACACAUUGCUCAAAGAAUGGGCACACCUUAUUUACAAAGAGUGCUGAACCAGCAACUGACAAACCAUCUCUGGAAAAUUGUGUCAGCCUUCAGUAGCCGCCUCCAAAGCCAGCUUCUGUCCUUGAACAAAGAGGUUGAGGAUUAUAAACAUUAUAAUCCCGAUGAGCCAACGUACAAGACCAAGAUGCUGCUACAGUUAAUUCAGCACAUGGCCAGUGACUUCAAGAUGCUCAUUGAGGGCUCAGUCGGUGAAGUAGGCACUGCUAAAUUAUCAGCGGGUGCAAAGAUCAACCGAAUCUUCCAUGAGCGCUUCCCACAUGAAGUGGAUAAGAUUGAGACUGAUGAGCCAAAGCUGCGUGAGGAGAUCAGCUACGCCAUCAGAAACAUCCACGGCAUCAGGACAGGCCUGUUCACGCCUGACAUGGCGUUUGAAGUCAUUGUUAAGAAACAGAUAGCAAACCUCAAAGGGCCAUGUUUUAAAUGUAUCGACAUGGUCAACGAGGAGCUCGUCAUCACUGUGAACCAGUGCAUCAGAAAGCUUUCUUCUUUUCCCAAACUCCAAGCUGAGACACACAGAAUUAUUACGACUGAAAUAUGGGAACACUGGACCAAAUGUAGAGAUCAGGUUUUGUUGCUCAUUAACACACAGAUUGCUUAUAUCAACACCAAACAUGAGGAUUUCUUUGUCGACACCAAUGUUCAGCAGAAUUACAGCCAGAGCAAUAUGAAGACUUUAAAGAGAAUAGCAAGAAAUCAGGUGAUCCGUAAGGGUUGGCUGACCAUCAACAACCUUGGCAUCAUGAAAGGUGGAACCAAGGAGUACUGGUUCGCCCUGACUGCAGAGAACCUGUCUUGGUUCAAGGAUGAUCAGGAGAAAAAGAUGAAGUACAUGCUCCCGCUGGACAACUUGAAAGUCAGAGAUGUGGAGAGGAGCUUCAUGUCCACCAAAUAUAUUUUUGCUCUCUGCAACACCGAGCUGAGGUACGUGUAUAAGGACUACAAAUGCUUGGAGUUGGCCUGUAACUCUCAGGAGGAGUUGGACAGCUGGAAGGCUUCUCUGCUCCGCGCCGCAGUUUACCCUGAGAACCUGACCGUGGAUGGACAGGAAAACGAAGAUUGUGAAAGCCUCACAGAUCCUCACCUGCAGCGUCAGGUGGAAACCAUCAGUAACCUGGUUGAGUCAUACAUGAACAUCAUUUACAAGACCAUCAGGGACCUCGUGCCAAAGACGAUUAUGCACUUUAUGGUCAACAGCUUGAAGGAGUUCAUGAGUUGUGAGCUCCUGGCUCAGCUCUACGCUCUGGGAGAACAUGCAGCACUGAUGGAUGAAUCACCAGAGCAGCAGCAGCAUCGGGAUGAAAUGCUGCACAAACACACUGCCCUGAAGGAGGCGCUCGCUGUUAUCGGGGAGAUCUCCGCCUCCAUCUGUGCCACCCUUCUGCCUCUGCCUAUCCACUCAUCUGGGAUGGAGUCAGGCAGCCCCACUCUGCUGAAAGUAUCAGGGACUCGUGGUCCUGCUCCAGCUGCUCUUCCAGAAAAUGCUCAACCCAAACACGUCUCGUCCACCAGCACAGAUCGGCUUUGGCAGCCCCGUCACCAAACGCUCCGUGCCACGCCCGGUGGGCCGAGGAGGUGCCUUUCACCAGCCAGAAACACAAAAUAACAGUUUAGUGGUGAAAUGUUGACCGUUCUGCUCAGUGAAGCUCCCAGCUGCUUGCUGACUGCUGCUCAGAAGGGCCCAUGAAGUGUAAAAUGUGUAUUCCAGCUGAAGUCUCCUCUCCGUUUCCUCUGGGACCUGCUGUCUGGGAGCCUGUUUUGUACAUAAAGUAUCUCCACGACUGUUGGAAUGUACUCAGUUGUCUGCGGACUUGUCUCAAGUGCCUGAGCUUU